UAAUCCCGUGAUCCCCUGUCAUAAGUUUUCCCCCCUCAUUUCGUUUUAAGGGAUGGGUUUCUUGUUAAAAAGUCAUUUAUCUUGCAGCCUGCGUAGAAAUAGCCUGAGAGGUGAAUGAGAAUUUCUGAGAGGCUUAUGGCGAAGGCAAACCUUGGGUUUUAGCUGGCUUAGAGUAAGUCUCAUGACUUUCCCCAUCAUUUCAUAGCAUCCAUGUUUUUGAAUCCAGGGACUAUGGAUAAAAACACAUUUUUGCACAAGAGGAAGAAAAGGAAAGAAGUUUUAUUUUACAUCGCUUUAGUGCUACUUCUCAUAUACAGUGCGGUCCACUUAAUAUUCAAAGUUGCAGCAUCUUCUCAAGAGCUUAGUUUUCCGAGAAGUCGCCGGGAUUUGGAAAAUGAAACACAAUGCGUACAACCCCAAUCUUCGGAAUUUCCAGAAGGGUUCUUCACUGAACAGGAAAGGAAGGACGGCGGGAUUAUUAUAUAUUUUAUAAUUAUUUUUUACAUGUUUCUGGCAGUAUCGAUCGUGUGCGAUGAUUACUUCCUGCCGUCUCUCGAGCUUAUCAGUGAACGUCUCGGGCUUUCUCAAGACGUCGCAGGUGCAACUUUUAUGGCUGCGGGGAGCUCAGCACCAGAGCUAGUCACCGCAUUUUUAGGAGUGUUUGUCACAAAGGGAGACAUUGGGAUCAGCACUAUAGUGGGUUCUGCGGUCUACAACCUUCUUGGCAUUUGUGCAGCCUGCGGUCUCCUCACCUCUGUGGUUGGACGGCUUACCUGCUGGCCUUUGUUCCGAGACUGCAUUGCAUAUGCGAUAAGCGUCGCGGCUGUGAUUGCCAUUAUCUCCGAUAACAAGGUGUACUGGUACGACGCGGCGUGCCUGCUGCUGGUGUACGGGGUGUACAUCAUCGUGCUGUGCUUCGACCUCCGCAUCAACGGCUACAUGAUGCGCAAGUUCAGCCCCUGCUGCGGCUGUCUGACCAAGGCCAUGGAGGAGAGCGGCGAGCACCAGCCCCUGAUCGGCUGGAACGAGCAGAGCAGCCUGCUGACGCACCAGCGCUCGCGGACCGACAGCGGCAUCUUCCAGGACGACUCGGGCUACUCGCACCUCUCCCUCAGCCUGCACGGGCUCAACGAGAUCGCCGAGGCGGAUCACCGCAGCGUCUUUGCCAUGCCAGAGAAUGACCUGAAGAGAAUCUUGUGGGUGCUGUCACUGCCAACCAUCCUGCUGCUGUACCUGACCGUGCCAGACUGCCGGAGAAGGUUCUGGAAGCGCUGCUUUAUGCUGACAUUCCUUAUGUCCGCACUGUGGAUCUCAGCCUUCACCUACAUACUGGUGUGGAUGGUCACUGUAGUGGGAGUAACCCUGGGGGUUCCAGACACGGUGAUGGGUCUCACGCUCUUGGCAGCAGGUACGAGUAUCCCUGACACGGUGGCCAGUGUGAUGGUGGCCAGAGAAGGCAAGGCGAACAUGGCCAUGUCCAACAUAGUGGGGUCCAACGUGUUCGACAUGCUGUGCCUGGGGCUCCCCUGGUUCAUAAAGACGGUGUUCGUGGACACGUCCUCUCCCGUGGAGGUGAACAGCACGGGGCUGAUCUACACCGCCUGCACCCUCCUGCUCUCCAUCGUCUUCCUCUUCGUGGCCGUGCACCUGAACGGCUGGAGGCUGGACUGGAAGCUGGGCGUGUCCAGCCUGGUCCUGUACCUGCUGUUCGCCACGCUGUCCAUCCUGUACGAGCUGGGCAUCAUCGGGAACAGCCCGGUGCGGUCCUGUGACGACUGAACCGCGCGCGGGACACGGCCGACGGGCUUCAGCUGGCCUCAUCAACUCCACACCCGCUUCACCUCAGCGCUCUAACGGCAGCUUAGUCCACACCGGGGCUGCGGAACAGGCCAGAGCAGGAAGGGCCGCAAGACAGGGUAAUAAAGACAAACCUCAAAACUU
Messenger RNA from Conger conger (European conger), 1941 nucleotides. Its product is annotated as sodium/potassium/calcium exchanger 5-like. The transcript has 9 exons. Gene Ontology annotation, biological process: intracellular calcium ion homeostasis; calcium ion transmembrane transport; melanocyte differentiation. Lineage: Eukaryota; Metazoa; Chordata; Actinopteri; Anguilliformes; Congridae. The record is from RefSeq and is a predicted model, not a curated record. Gene Ontology annotation, molecular function: calcium, potassium:sodium antiporter activity; calcium channel activity. Bases 211 to 1779 code for a protein of 522 amino acids. Gene Ontology annotation, cellular component: membrane.